AUGGCUACCGCACAGGAAACAUCAGCCCACCAGCUGCAGCGCGAGCAGGCUGAGGCUAAUCAGCACCCACACCUGAACGGCUUGUCCUUGACCAAUGACAAUGUCGCUGGAGCUGGUGUGACUGAAAAGGACUUCGUUGAGAAGCCUAUGACCGCCAGCUCUGGUACCUCGGUCCGCGACAUCGACGUUGACGAUGGUCUCGGUGGUGUCAAGCCCACCCCGGAGGAGCUCCUGACCCUACGCAAGGUCGGUGAGCCUUUGCCCAAGUCCGCCUUCUUGGUCGCCAUCGUCGAACUUUGUGAGCGUUUCACCUAUUACGGUGCCUCCGGUAUCUUCCAGAACUACAUCCAGCGCCCGCUCGAUGGCAGUGAGGGCCGUGGUGCUCUCGGUAUGGGACACCAGGGAGCCACUGGUCUCUCUACCUUCUUCCAGUUUUGGUGCUAUGUCACGCCCAUUCUCGGUGCCGUCAUUGCUGAUCAGUACCUCGGAAAGUAUAACACCAUCGUUAUCUUCUGCGGUGUCUACAUCGUCGGUCUUCUCAUCCUCACCUUGACUUCCAUCCCUGGUGCCCUCCAGGGAGGCGCUGGUCUUGGUGGUUUCGUUGCUGCUAUCAUCGUCAUUGGUCUCGGAACUGGUGGUAUCAAGUCCAACGUCGCUCCCCUGAUUGCCGAUCAGUACAAGCGUCGCCAGAUGGUUGUUGGCACCGACAAGAAGACUGGAGAGCGCGUCAUCAUCGACCCUGCGAUCACCAUCUCCAGAAUCUACAUGGUCUUUUAUUGGUGCAUCAACAUUGGUUCUCUGUCUCUCCUCGCGACUCCAUACAUGGAGCGCGAUAUCGACUUCUGGUCCGCCUACCUGAUGUGCUUGUGUGUCUUCUUCGUUGGUACCCUCGUCCUCGUCCUCGGUCGUAAGGUCUACGUCGUUCGCCCACCGCAGGGUUCUGUCAUCACCAACGCUUUCCGCGUUAUGGGUCAGAUGAUCAGGGCACGCAAGAUGGAUGGCGCAAAGCCUUCUUACCAGGCUGCUCUCGGAAAGACACCGACCACCCAGUGGGACGACCACUUCGUCGAUGAGGUUAAGCGUGCUCUUGUUGCGUGCAAGGUUUUCUGCUUCUACCCCAUCUACUGGGUCGUUUACGGCAAUUUCUCUAACAACUUCGUCACCCAGGCUGGUCAGAUGGCUGGUCAUGGCAUUCCCAACGAUCUGAUGCAGAACUUCGAUCCCAUCGCCAUUAUCGUCUUCCUGCCGCUUAUGGAUCAGUUCUUCUUCCCACUCCUCCGCAAGCACAAGAUCAACUUCCCUCCCAUCAACCGUAUCACCGCCGGUUUCUGGGUCGCUUCUCUCGCCAUGGUCUACGCCGCCGUUAUCCAGCACUAUAUCUACCAGGCCGGCCCUUGCUACGGUCACCCGCUCUGCGCGGCCAGCGAGAUUGACGGUGUUGCACAGGGCAACAACAUCCACAUCGCUACCCAAACUGGUGCCUACAUGCUCAUCGGUAUCUCCGAGAUUUUCGCCUCCGUCACUGGUCUCGAGUACGCCUACACCAAGGCGCCCCCCAGCAUGAAGUCCUUCGUCCAGUCUAUGUACCUGCUCACUAACGCUUUCGGAUCUGCUAUCUCUGAGGCGCUCAAUCCUCUCCUGUACGACCCCGCGAUCAUGUGGAUGUUCUGCAGUCUGGCUGUUGCUUCAUUCCUUGCUGGUUGCUUGAUCUGGAUCCUGUUCCACCACCUCAACGAUCAGGAGGAUGCUAUGAACGCUCUUGACCAGGAUUGCGACGACCCUACUCUGCGCAUGAGCAGUGUUCACAAUGACCGCACUGCUGGCAUGCACUCCCAUCACGAGGAGGAGAAGGGUGCCACCUACGCUUAG
This is a messenger RNA of Macroventuria anomochaeta, 1869 nucleotides long. Its product is annotated as PTR2-domain-containing protein. NCBI's taxonomy places the organism in Eukaryota, Fungi, Ascomycota, Dothideomycetes, Pleosporales, Didymellaceae. Gene Ontology annotation, cellular component: plasma membrane; fungal-type vacuole. Gene Ontology annotation, biological process: oligopeptide transport; transmembrane transport. Gene Ontology annotation, molecular function: dipeptide transmembrane transporter activity; tripeptide transmembrane transporter activity. The coding region runs from base 1 to 1869 and encodes 622 amino acids. The transcript has 3 exons. The record is from RefSeq and is a predicted model, not a curated record.